AUGGAAGGGAAAACCAAGAACAAGGUGGACUUUGAUCUGGGUUGCGGUUUGGUGGGGAGAAUUUUCCACCUAAAAACCAAUAACAGGCCAAGAAAAUCCUCUGUUCAUUCACUACCCGUGAAGCCUUGCAACACUGCACAACAGAGGGACCAGGCCAAAAACGAAUCCAAACCCCCUUCAGACCAUGAACCAAAGGUGCCACGAGAUAGCGCCAUUGGAACCACUCCUACACUGAAAGGGGAGCAGGAUCCUGUGAGAAAGAGUAGCUCUAGUCACCGUGCACCUUCUGCAUACCGAAACAAUUUAAAUGGGAGACUCUCAGACGCUGCUAGAACCUCAAUUCAACAAAAUCAUGACCCAAAUGAUGAGAAUAAGCAACAGAAAGAGAACUCUGGUAAUUAUCUGCAACUUGCUAGGAUAAGUACAAGUGCUAGUCAUCAUCAGAACAACGAGACCAAAUCCCCAGCCAAAGAAUUUGUGUUACCAAUCACUGGGAAUUUGCUUGUGAAUAGCAGCCCCAGAACUAGUGUUACCAAGAGCAAGGAGUUGAACUCCAUGUUCUGUUCCUCUGCUUAUAAUAGUAACGCCAACAAAGGCGUGAUGGGGAAUAUCAUGAGGAAGAACAGCGAUGAACUUGCUCAAUUUCGGAGUCCAAGGAUCAGCAGAGCGGACCCUGAGGUGAUGAAGUCCAUGGGGAAUGAAGCCUACAAGCUAGGAAGAUUUGAAGAGGCUUUGGUUUUGUAUGACAGAGCCAUUGCUCUUGACUCCAACACGGCAACGUACCAUUGCAACAAGAGCGCAGCUUUGAUAGGUUUGGGAAGGUUUCUGCAGGCAAUUGUCGAGUGUGAGGAAGCUAUCAGGUUGGAGCCUUCUUAUGGCAGAGCCCACAACCGUUUGGCAACAAUUUAUUUCAGACUGGGAGAAGCACAAAAGGCACUGAAUUGCAACGAAACAAGCCCAUGUGUUGAUUCUGUCCUCACUUUCCAAGCUCAGGCUCUUCAAAAUCACCUUAGCAAAUGCACUGAAGCUCGGGAAGUCAAAGACUGGAAAGCUAUAUUAAAGGAAACACAGGCUGCAGUAUCAUUAGGUGCCGAUUCAGCUCCACAGGUGUAUUGUUUACAAACUGAAGCCAUGCUGAAGCUCCUAAGACAUCAAGAGGCAUAUGCUACAUACGAGAAAAUGCCAAAAUUUGACCUUGAUAGUUGUAAAAAACUAUUCGGCCUAGCUCGUAGUGCUUACCUGAUGAUGAUAGCCGCGCAAAUUUACUUGGCAGCCGGCAGGUUUGAGGAUGCUGUAACAGCUUCUCAGCAAGCAGCUAAACUAGAUCCAAGUAGCUUUGAGGUAAAUGCAGUGGUGAGGAGAGCCAGAGCAGUGGCAUCAGCCAGAGUGAGUGGUAACUUACUCUUCAAGGCAUCAAAAUUCUCGGAAGCAUGCGCUGUCUACAAUGAAGGACUAGAGCAUGAUCCAUACAACGCAGUUCUGCUAUGCAAUAGGGCAGCAUGUCGUUCUAAGCUAGGUCAGUUUGAAAAAGCAAUUGAAGAUUGCAACGUAGCAUUUAUCGUUCAGCCUAGUUAUAGCAAGGCAAGGUUGAGGAGGGCAGAUUGUAAUGCCAAGUUGGAGCGAUGGGAAGCUGCGAUUCAAGACUACGAAAUGCUAUUAAGAGAAAAACCAGGGGAUGAGGAGGUGGCUAGGGCUCUGUUUGAGACUCAGCUUCAACUCAAGUUGCUGCGUGGUGAAGAUAUUAAGGACUUGAAAUUUGGAUCAAAUUUGUUUCUCAUCUCUAGCAAUGAUCGGUUUAGGCACUAUGUAACAUCACCUGGGAUGUCUGUGGUGCUCUUUUGCAACAAGGCAACCCACAAACAAGUGUUGUUGGUGUUGGAGCAAACCUGCAAGAGAUUUCCAUCAGUUAAUUUUCUUAAGGUGGAGAUUGAAGACCACCCCUACUUGGCAAAAUCAGAAGGUGUGAACUGCGUCCCAGCCUUUAAAAUAUACAAGAAUGGAUCAAGGGUUAAAGAAAUUCCAGGCAACAACCACGAGUUGUUAGAAAAAUUAGUUAAAUUAUAUAGUAGUUGA
Messenger RNA from Sphenostylis stenocarpa, 2073 nucleotides. The record is from the annotation of a GenBank genome assembly. NCBI's taxonomy places the organism in Eukaryota, Viridiplantae, Streptophyta, Magnoliopsida, Fabales, Fabaceae.